GUCUGUGUCAGUCAACUUUCGUUUUCUUGGAAAGGUAAACAACUUGUUUUAAUGCAUUAAAUGCUUGUUCAGUGCAAAAUAACAGUUCACUUACAUGGUAAAAUAUGAAUAUAACUCUUUAUGAUCAAUUUCAACCAUAAAAUACUUCACUUAAAACAAUUUCAAUAUUUUUAAAACACCCCCGUUUUUGCACAUUCCCGUUUAGACGUUAGGGAUUGGAAGAAUCCCGUAUAACACGUCUAUUAUUUUAGACUAGACAAAUAAUGGACACGACUGCACAACGCUGGAACGUUCAGAGCAUUUUAUUGAAAAAUUGGUAUACUAAAAAUGAUAAUAAUUAUGUAUUAAAAAAACCCGUUUAUUUUGUACUUCAUUUUUUUCAGUAAGUUUAUGGGCCAAAAUUAAACUACAUAUAUGUAUUAUUAUCAUAUGCUAGUUUGUAAAGGGAACGUUGACUUUGAAAAUACACCAGAUGUUCCUUUGCCGUUUUGACUCUAUCCUCUAAAAUACUCUCCUGCAAAGAGGGGUGAAAUCGAAUUCCCGCCAAACUUCAAAGAAAGGAGAAAAAUACAUCUAUAACCACCAUGGCAUCUGCCCAUCCAGGUGAGUACAGGGGACCUUGUGGAAGGGGUAUUUUUGCCCUCAGGGACUGGACAACACCUCUGAAAAGGCCCGAACACCUGCGGCUGGCAAAGGUUGUAAAUGAUGGCCCAGUGUGGAAAGUUGGCCAGCAGCUGAUGAUGAAGUAUAAUUACCAAGGUAACGCAGACAGCCCUCUCGGAAAGGAACUGACUGUUGCCUGUAAAACACCCGUCAAAUAUGUGUCCAGACAUGAUGAACACUGGAUCAAUGUGCUGACACAAGAAGGAGAUGAGGGCUAUGUCCCUUUUAGCUAUGUUAUGGUUGAUCCCGAGCAAUUGAAUUCUCUACCCUGGCUGGAGGGAAAAAAAGAAGCUCUCGUACAACAAGAAGCGGCUGAGUUCAAGCCAUAUCGGUCAGCAUACGCCCCUAAAGGUAACGAAAACAGUUCUGCACAAGACGCAAGCCAGUAUUAUUGCAGUAUAUGUGAGAAGCAGCUGAACGGCCCAAUACCAUACAAGGUCCACCUGAACAGCAAGGCGCAUAAAGAAGAAGUGGAAGUACACGCCAGUUAAACAAUCAAAAACUUGUUAAAGACACGUAUUGACCAUGUUCCUUUUUAUGCCAUUUAAAGGUAGAAACAUUCAUAUCCGACAUUAUAUGGAUUUACAUGUAUGAUAUUCAUCCAUUUAAAUCGAGAAUACCCUGACUUAUAGGAUGGAUGUAUGGAUAUGUGAUUUCAGCCAUUUUAAGCCAGCUUACCCUGACUUAUAGGAUGGAUGUAUGGAUAUGUGAUUUCAGCCAUUUUAAGCCAGUUUACCCUGACUUAUAGGAUGGAUAUAUGGAUAUGUGAUUUCAGCCAUUUUAAGCCAGUUUACCCUGACUUAUAGGAUGGAUGUAUGGAUAUGUGAUUUCAGCCAUUUUAAGCCAGUUUACCCUGACUUAUAGGAUGGAUAUAUGGAUAUGUGAUUUCAGCCAUUUUAAGCCAGAAUACCCGGACUUAUAGGAUGGAUGUCUGGAUACCGUAAAUGACUGGGUAUUAGACGCACUUUUUUCCCUCAGAUUUUGAUGCAAAAAAAUGCCUGCGUAUAAUACCCAGUAACAAUUUUUUGAACUUUUUUUCUGAGGUCAAUUUCAAGCCGAGAGUUUGUUUAGAUUUAUGUAGAAAGGGAUGUUACUUGCGUCAUAUUGAUCGAGUAUAUACGGGUUAAAACGGCAGUUGAAGAUCGGGAUACGGUAUAUCGUAAGACGUUUAUAAUUUCAACAAAAAUAUUUUUCGAUUAAAGUUACCGUAAUUCACAUAAGAGUUCGGACACUCUUAAAGUUACCGUAAUUCACCUAAGAGUUCGGACACUCUAAAUAUUUGGACACCCAUAAUUAUUUCCCAAAAUAAUUUAUUUUGCGUACCUAAUUUUCGGGCACCCAAAGGACAUCAAUCAUAACUUUCAUAGUUACCAAGUUUCACAGACCAAGAUUAUUGAUUUUUAUCUUUACAAUGCCUGGCUAGAUUACCUAACCGUAUACACCACUGAGACAAUUUAAUUAGUUACUACCCAUCCUAAACGAGUUAUUGCCUGUUGAAAAGGAAGUGUGAUAUAUUUAUUUGAGGAUUAAACAAACAACAAGGGCAAUCGAGGGAUUAAGAAAACAUCCACAUGGCAUGUUUGUAAAACGAUCUGCCAAUAAGCUUUUAAACUUGUACCACACUUAUAGACUAUAUGAAGCAAUAAUCGUACAGUUAUACAUUAAUCCUGCAUAGCAAUGUCCAUGCUCUCCACGAGAUCCUCGUGGGUAUAACUGUAAGUUAUGUGACGUCACACAGUGUGACUCAUUGAUCUGAAGCCGAUAGAAUGUUGUUUAUUCAGUUCAGUGCAUGUAUAAAAAAGGUGUUUUAAUUAACUUCAUGAAGGAUUUACACUUAUAGGCGUAAUAAAUAAGUUUAUGACCAUUGAUUACUACGGAUAAAUUAAUAAGUGGUAAAAAGCAAACAUGAAGAAAAAAGGCAGGUUAAACAAACAUGUAAAUAAAAUGUAAAAAUGAUAAUUUUCUAUGUAUUCGGAGAGCGAAAAAAUAAUUAAUUUAUGGUGUCCGAACUCUUGUGAAUUACGGUAUUCAAUAUUAUUUUGAAUAAUAAAUUGAAUUAAACAAUAAUCAAACUUACGUAUAAAAAAGCAAAGUUUGGCACUGUCAAAAUAUUUUUUGCAUAACAAAACUUUUCAUUCUUGACAGUAUGGUUGUAUGGUUUUAAAGAUAACCAUCGCCAUUUUCACGAAAAAAAUUUUUUUUGUCACUGUCAACAAACAUGGUGGCUGAAAAUGCCGGACGAUUUUGACAUUUUUUCUAUGCGUCUUUUAACCAAAAACAUAGAUUAUAAGUUUUUUCCUCGGAUUGUUCACAUAUUUUUUUUCCUGCGUCUAAUACCCCCUAUCGUCUUAUACCCAGUCAUUUACGGUAUGUGAUUUCAGCCAUUUUAAGCCAGCUUACCCUGACUUAUAGGAUGGAUGUAUGGAUAUGUGAUUUCAGCCAUUUUAAGCCAGGUUACCCUGACUUAUAGGAUGGAUAUAUGGAUAUGUGAUUUCAGCCAUUUUAAGCCAGUUUACCCUGACUUAUAGGAUGGAUGUUUGCCUUUAGGCCAUUUUUAAACUAGAAAUUCUCUUCUAGAAUCAAUUAAUGGUUAUAUAUAUUUGGCCAUCUGAAGCUAGAGAAAUCAAUAGGAAGUUAUACUUGUCUAACGAACCUUAUUAAGUAAUAUGGUCUAUUUUGCUUAAAAAAGCAGUUCAAGCCAGAAAUAUAUUUGAAAUAAUAUUUGUUCGGAUAUCUUUGUGAUUACAAGCUACAUUGCGUAAGAGAGUAAAAUUUUAUAUAUAAGUAAAGGUGUCGUACAUGUAUGCAGUCGAUCAGUGAAAGCUAGAUAUAAUAUGAACUAGAUAGGACUGAUUUAUGUUUGGUUCCAGGCCAGUAAGUAACAGGGUAAUUGUAUUGAGAUGUAUGUGACAGCAUAGUCUUUUUUUGAUACAUUGUAUUGUCUUUGAUUCAGCUAUGUAAUUAUUUGUUUAUUUUCAAAUGUCUUAUACUUGUACCUGAUACAGAUAAAUAUAGCUAUGUAUAGUUUUCUUCUAACUAAUUAUAUUAGGUAUUUUGCUCAACAUUUGUCACAUGAAAGACAUUGUUAUCCCCGCCGAACCGAAGAUUUAGGGAGUGGGAUAUAAUUUUGGCAUUAUCUGUCCAUUUUUUUUCUCUGGCACCAUAUCAUAUAGUGAUUUGUCAGAAAAUGUUCGAGGUUGUUCAGGAAGUUCCCCUUUAUUAUACCUUGAGUGCUUGUGAAAGUGGGUCACAUGGGGUCAAAAACUAGGUGACUAGGUAAAAUCUAAGAAAAAAUAGGGAUUAUAUUUGGUCCACCUUUCAUCAAGCUUAAUCAGAAUGUUCCCCUUUUGGAACAUAAAACUGGGUCACAUUCGUUUAAAAUCUAGGUCACUAGGUCAUAUCUUACAUAUUUUGUCUGGUACCAUAAUAUGUAAUUGAAUGGUCAAAUUUAAUAUGUUCAAUUUCCACAGAGUGUAACCUUUGAAAAAAUCUCUAUUCAUUUUAAAAGUGGUUCACAUGUGGUCAGAAACUAGGUCAUUAGGUCAAAUCUUGGGAACACACUGCAGUCAAAAUAUCUGGUUCAAUGUUAAUGAAACUUAAUCAGAAUUUUUUCUUUGAUGAAAUUAUUGACUUGUUUAAAACUGAGUCAGAGUACUUGUCUUGGUCAAAUCUUCAAAUAGUUGGGAACCAAAUAUUGGUAUUGAUUGAAUUUUCUUCAAACUGUGGUCAAAUGUUCCACCUGAUGUAAUCUUGGUAGACUUUAUAAUUGGGUCACACAGUGUCAAAAAGGUCAUACGUUAAAAUCGUAGAGAAAUCUUAAGAACAAACAGAGGCUAUGUAUUCAGUCCAAUAUUCGUGAAACUUUUAAAAUCAGAAUAUUUGCCUUGAUGAUAGAUUGGUUUAGUUUGAAACUAGGUCACAUUGGGUAAAAAUCUAGGUCACUAGUUGAAACCUAAGAAAAACCUUGGGAACAUUCUUGAGGCUAUAUUUUUGCAGCAUUUCUGGUCAAAUCUUCAUGAAACUUUAUCAGAAUGUUAGCCUUGAUGAAAUAUUUGUUUUGUUUGAAACUGGGUAGCUUUUGGUCAAAACUUUGUUUCAAGGUUAAAUUUAAAUGCUUCACUAUAAUAAUUGUAUACAAUAUUUUUUUAAUUUAAAUAGAUGCAAUCAAACUUAUAACUGAUAUUAAAUGUAAUUAAAAUCUCCAUUGUUCUGCAGCCAUAUUACAUGUUUCUGUUGGAAUAUUUAACCAACUAGUGGACAACACAUGAUAACCAUACCAUUUCCUUUGCCUAAUCUGGCAGGGGAUAUUAAAUCACGGUAUUUGCUUGUUAAUAAUAAAAAAAAAUUGGUUCAGCUUUAAUAUAUUCUGAAAUAGUAAACUGUGAAGUAGGAAUAUCCUUUGAAUUACAAAACCAAUAUUGAUUUGAUAAGUCAAGCAUUGCUAAAUUUUAGACCAAUUGUUGCUUAACCUAAAUAUAUAUUUUUUAUAAAACCUUGUUAUUCGGAGAUAUAUGUGUGAAUAUUCAUAAAACUAAUAUGUGUUUUUUUGCUAUCAGUAAUACUGUCCUUGGAAGAAUCUCAUUAUUAUGAGGUAAAAUGUUUCAGAAAUGUUAGUUGACAUGGAAAAAUGUUGAUUUGGUGAGAAAUUUAUUUGUCCGUGAUGAGUGAUAAUUAUUAAUGAGAUGUUGAAGUAUAUAUAUGCCAGUAUAUAUUUUUGUACAUAUCCAUAUCCUGAUAUGGAAGAUUCAGGGAACUAAAUGCACCCAGGGAUCAUUGUGUCAUGUGAUUGUAACUACCUGAGCACAAAGUGCCCAUGGGUGAGCUGUUGUGGUAGGGGACUGUCUGUCAUACAUAGUGUUAAGCAUCCUUCAUCAACAUUUUCCUUUAAACAACUUAUCCUUUACAAUAGGCCAAUUUCAUCCAAAUUUCAAAGGAAUGUUUAUUGAAAAGUUCUUUUCGAGACUCCUUUAAAAAGAAUGGUUCUAUGUAGAACUAUGGUUGCAAUGGCAACCCAAGGGAAACACUUUGAACAUCUUUUGCUUAUGAGCAAUAUAGGUCCACUUUGACCAUUUUGUUUAAAAUAUUGAUCAUUUUGUCUUGUGUUUUAUAGAAUUAUGAUUACAUUCUUGAAAAAAGUGAAAGACCAGAUCUAUUUGACUUAGACUUAGUAUAGAACAGUUAUGAUUUAUGUUAAUGUUUGGUUGUUACAUACUUAACUCUUGUUUUGUGUUCAUGUAUCUUUGUGUACUUUGCAAACAUGUACAGCUUUUAUAAUGAUACAUUGUAUGUUUAAACUUUUCUUAAGAACACAUUUAGAGAAAAUAGUUUGAAAUGGUUCGUUUUAAUUGUUAAAUGAGUGUAACAUAGAGCCAAUUGUUUGGAGUUUUGUUAAAGUUACAAUGUAAUUAACGACGUCGUUGUUAACUUGUAAACGUGAUCUAUUUGAUGAUGUCCUCACAUAUACACAUAUAAACAAGUUGAGCUGAAACAUUUCUCUCUAAUAUUGUUAGAAAAAAACAGCAUAUCACAAAUGUAUCCAGAACGGUAAGAAUUUGAAAGAUGACAACGAUAAGGUUAACAACUUUGUUGACCCUACCAGAGUUCUGAACAAUCGGCCCAUUGUCGGGAUGUUCUGCUAGAACUUGAAGCUGAAAUGUUGUUUUUCUGUUGUCAAAUUGUGUAUUUGUACUUUGCUGAUGAAGGCAAAUCGCAACUUUUGUCAUUCAAGCUUAUUUUACAAAUAAUUUUAGAAAUAUCUGUAAUUUUUGCUGUGUUUUGUUACGUUCAUAUAACGGCAUUGUUUUGUUAACUUUUCUGUUUUUGUUUGAAUUUGAUGGUCACCAAAUUGUGUUCAUGAUCUUAUUGUUCAUUCAAUCGGCUAUUAUUUUGAACUGUAAUCCUUCAAAUGUUUUAAAUCAGGUUUUGUUUCAUGUUAAAUACCAAGUGUUUCAUUUCAUUGGAUCUCGAAAUAAA
Messenger RNA from Mya arenaria, 6636 nucleotides. RefSeq lists its product as uncharacterized. Gene Ontology annotation, molecular function: protein binding; nucleic acid binding; zinc ion binding. The transcript is spliced from 6 exons. The coding region runs from base 585 to 1154 and encodes 189 amino acids. The record is from RefSeq and is a predicted model, not a curated record. NCBI's taxonomy places the organism in Eukaryota, Metazoa, Mollusca, Bivalvia, Myida, Myidae.